AUGUCGUCGGUUACAAAGAGAAGACUCCAAGCACUCAGCGAGCAACUGGUAGCUCCCAUUGGAGACCAAGGCAAAUUCGAAGAUAUCCCAAUCCUCAAGAAAAUCGCACCCGACUCUACCAAGCCCCGAGUCGAAGGCAAAGUAGUGAUUGUGACAGGAACCAACUCUCCUCUCGGCAUUGGACGUGCAUCAGCACACCAGUUCGCGCAGAAUGGUGCAAGAGCCGUCUACAUAUGCGACUUCAGCGACUCGCAUCUAGAAACCCACAAGCGCGAGAUUGUAUCAUUAUACCCGAAUGUCGACAUACAUGUGCGGAAGUUUGAUGCAUCGGACGAGGAUGCGGUCAAGUCUGUGGUGGAUGAGGCGGUUUUGACUUAUGGACGAUUGGAUAUCUUCUUUGCAAAUGCCGGGAUUGUUGGACAGCCCAAGAUCUUCACCGAUAUCUCGUCGGAUGAGUUUAUGCAUACACUAAAGACGAACGUUGUCAGCGUGCAUCUUGCAGCCAAGUAUGCAGCACCUGCAAUGAUGUUGACAAACGAGGAGAAGAAGUAUCCUGCAGGUAGCAUCGUAGCAACUGCAUCAGUAGCAGGUCUCCGAUCGAACGCAGGCUCGAGCGAUUAUUCCGCUUCUAAAUCGGCCGUAGUUUCUCUGGCACAAACCGUCUCUUACCAAUUGGCCGGAACAGGUAUUCGUAUAAAUGCUAUUUGCCCUGGUGUGAUCGAGACUGGCAUGACAGCUAUCAUGUAUGAAGCAGCCAGAGCAAAGGGAACCGAGAAGAAGAUCGGCCAGCUUAAUCCUCUGAGAAGAGGUGCACAGGCAGAUGAGGUUGCAAGAGUCGCGCUGUUCUUGGGGAGUGAUGAAAGCAGCUAUGUCAACGGUCAAGCGUGGGCUGUUGAUGGAGGACUGAGUGCUGGGCACCCAUUCGUCCCAGGCAAACUAGCGUAA
Molecule: messenger RNA, 945 nt
Organism: Cadophora gregata
Lineage: Eukaryota; Fungi; Ascomycota; Leotiomycetes; Helotiales; Ploettnerulaceae
Exons: 3
Coding region: 1-945 (314 amino acids)
Molecular function (GO): oxidoreductase activity
Source: RefSeq, a predicted model, not a curated record